GUCACUGUCAACAUCAUAAUAUUAUUUACAAACUCAAGUUUUUAUUUUUAUUUUUUUUUUGUGAAAAUUAUUCAUUGUUUAAAUAGUUUUUUUAAUGCUAAUGACCUAAAGAUGGCAAUCAAAAUGAAAACAGGAUCUAAAAAAUUUAAAUUACAAAAGAAUAAAAUCAAAAAGAAAAGAUCCAAAUCAGUUAAAAUUUCUCAAUCCAAAAAACUCGAAAACAAAGAUAUCGAUGAAGAAUGGGAUGAAAACAAUGAUAUUGAUGAUGAUGAUGAUGAUGAUCUUGAUCUGGAAGAAGUAUCUAAUCCGAAAAAAUGGAAAUCCAAUUCGAAACCUGUAUCAAAUGAUGAUCACGAUUCUGAAUCAUCCGAAGCACAAGAAUCCGAUGAUGAAUCCAUUAUGGAUGCAACAAUGCAUAAGAAAACAUUGGAAAGUUUAAAGGAAAAAGAUCCAGAAUUUUAUGAAUAUCUUCAAAAGCAUGAUAAACAAUUGCUUGAUUUUAAUGACGAUGAAGAGCUGCCAUUGGAUGAUGAUGGCGAAAAUCUUGAUCAAUCCGAUGAUGAAGAUUCUGAAGAAUCAGAAACAUUAAAUAUCACUAUCGAUAAUGUCAAAGAAUGGAAACAAAUUCUUCAAAAUCCAACAACAAAAACCAAGUGUUUGAAUGCAAUCAAAUCAUCUAUUAAAGCAUUUCGAAAAUCAGUUCAACAAACACAAGAUUCAUCUGAUCAAAUGUUAAUGAAACCGAUGUCGGUUAUGAAUCCAUCAUUAUUCAAUAUGAUAAUCAAUACCUGUCUUGUUGAUUUAUUGCCUGCCAUUUCACAUUAUCUUGGCCUAAAAGUUUCACCUGAUUCACAAAAUGAAGAUGACAAAAUCAGAUGUCAAUUGUUUGAUCCACGUCGUUCAAGAAAUUGGAAACGAAUCAUAUCAUCAAUGAAAAUGUAUUUAACUGAUAUAUUAAAAAUGAUGACAUCAUUAUCGAUUGAAGCACGGCUAUCAUUUGAACGUCAUAUUUUGGAAUUAAUACCUUAUUAUCAAGUAUUUCCACAUUUAAUCAAAAGAAUUAUUCGACAUUCAAUUCAGGAAUGGCAUUCAAGUCAAGAAGAACGAUCACGGGUUUUAGCUUUUCUUAUUCUUUAUCGUACUAUUCGUGUUAUACAAACAAAUGAAAAUCAUAUGACCAAUUCAGAACGAGAAACAUUUAUCAAUCAAAUAUUAAGACAAUUAUAUAUGACAUAUGCUGUAACAUCGAAAACAACAAAUGAAAUUACAUUAACAAAAAUUCAAUUUAUGCGAAAUUCACUUGUUGAACUUUAUCGACUUGAACCAUCGAUUGCUUAUCAACAAUGUUUUAUUUUUAUGCGUCAAUUGACCAUAAAUUUACGUAAAUCUGUAAUGGUAAAAGAAAAAGAUGCACUAAAACGUGUUCAUAAUUGGCAAUUUAUUCAUUCAUUAAAUUUAUGGUCACAAUUAAUUGGUACAAGCCUUAAACAUAAUGAUCUUUUUGAUCAAUUAUUAACACCUGUUACAAAUAUUUCACUUGAAACAUUAAGAUUAUUUUCAGCAUUUAAAUAUGUUACAUAUAGGCUACAGAUAAUUGAAUUAUUAGUUAAAUUAUCAUCAGAAUCCGGUUAUUUUAUACCAAUUUUACGAACUUUUCUGGAGAUUAUUGUACAAUUAGCAAAGAAUAAAAGAGAAAUUAUUCUUAAAAAUAAAAUGAAAACAAAAACAAAGAAAAAAGAAAUAAAACCGAUUGGAAUUGGCAAGAAAAAAGAAUCAAAAAAUUUAAUCAAAAUAAUCAAUUUAAAUGUUACAUUGAAAACAACAAAAGAACAAAUACUUGAAAUGGAUUUCAUUCAAAAAUUAAUCGAUAAAAUCUAUGAAUUAUUAUUAUAUUAUUUAAAAUCAAUUUCACAUCGAAUAUCAUUUCCAGAAAUUAUUCUAAUAUUUCAUCAAGAAUGUCGUAAACAAAUCAAAUCAAUACCAUAUGUUCGUGGUCAAACAAUGAUGAAACAAUUAAUGGAUAAAUGUGAUAAAAAUGCUCAAUUUAUUAUUGAAAAUCGUAAAAAACAAAAUCUAUACUAUGGAAAACUUAAAGAUUUAAUUGAUCAACAAAAAAUUGAAUCAUUUGAGAAUGAAAUACGCAAUCAAAAAACACCGUUGAUUGAAUUUUAUGAACAAUGGCGUCAUCUAAAAUCUAAACAAUCAUCAACAAAAACAUCUGGUGAUGAUGGUCCACUUGAAUUAGCCGAAAAUGAAUUAAUUACUCCUGAUUUACGUGAAUUCGAUAUCGGACAAGAUAUUGAACAUAAUGACGAUGAAAAUGUCGACGAUGAAGAACUGAAUGAAUCCGAACUAGAUGAACUUGACAUGAAUAACGACGACGAUAAUAAUGAUGAUGAUGAUGAAGAAAGUAUUGAAGAAUUUGGCGAAGAUGAUGAAGUUGAACUAACUGAAGAACAGAUGAAAAAAAUCCAGGCUAAAAUUGAAAAGGUUGAACGAAAAUUAUCAAACAAUAAAUCAUCGAUUAUCGAAGAAGAUGAUGAUAGUAAUGAUGCAAAACAUAAAAUCGACAAUAAUGGAUCAAAGAAAAGAAAACGAAAACGUUCGAAAAAGAAUAGGAAAAAAGUUCGUGGACUUAAUCCAAAUCUUCAGCUAGAAGGAGCAUUUGAUUUAUCAUCCGAUGAUGAUGAAUAAAAUGUUGAGUAAGCUUGUAAAUCGUAUAGAGAAAUGUUCCUGAAAUAUAUUUUUUAAAAAUUUA
This is a messenger RNA of Dermatophagoides pteronyssinus (European house dust mite), 2758 nucleotides long. It is a transcript of the gene Noc2, whose product is annotated as Nucleolar complex protein 2. The record is from RefSeq and is a predicted model, not a curated record. Gene Ontology annotation, biological process: ribosomal large subunit biogenesis; negative regulation of transcription by RNA polymerase II. Gene Ontology annotation, molecular function: transcription corepressor activity; histone binding. Lineage: Eukaryota; Metazoa; Arthropoda; Arachnida; Sarcoptiformes; Pyroglyphidae. Gene Ontology annotation, cellular component: nucleoplasm; Noc1p-Noc2p complex; nucleolus.